Oryza brachyantha (malo sina) is the source of this 861-nucleotide messenger RNA. Its product is annotated as EEF1A lysine methyltransferase 1. Bases 20 to 748 code for a protein of 242 amino acids. The record is from RefSeq and is a predicted model, not a curated record. Gene Ontology annotation, biological process: methylation. The transcript is spliced from 3 exons. NCBI's taxonomy places the organism in Eukaryota, Viridiplantae, Streptophyta, Magnoliopsida, Poales, Poaceae. Gene Ontology annotation, molecular function: protein-lysine N-methyltransferase activity; nucleic acid binding.
UUCCGAGACGGUCAGAAAAAUGGCGAGCGGUGUGGCGGAGGAGGAGAGAGUGAGAGGGGUGGCCGCCGGAGAAGAGGAGGAGGAUGCAGACCUGCCGCAGCUGAGCGCGGCGGCGGCGGAGGCGCUGCGGGAGUUCCUGCUGGAGCAACGGCGGGACGGAGGGGAAGGGGAGGAAGGGGGAGGAGGCGGGGUGGAGCUGGUGGCGGAGGACUGGCGGCUGAGCCAGUUCUGGUACGACGAGCGCACCGCGCGGACGCUCGCCGAGGAGGUAGUCCGCCUCGUGUCCCUGUCCGGCCCUGCCUCCUCCUCCGCCGCGGUGGCCUGCGUCGCGUGCCCGACGCUGUACGCCUACCUCAAGGCGAGCAACCCGGAUGUGCCCGUGCAGCUGCUGGAGUACGACGAGCGGUUCGGCCAGUACGGCGGCGACUUCACCUUCUACGACUACAACCAGCCGGAGGAGCUGCCGGCGGAGAUGAAGCACGCCUACCGGAUCGUCGUCGCCGACCCUCCCUACCUGAGUAAGGAGUGCUUGGAGAAGGUUGCCAAGACGGUGUCUUUCCUCGCGCAUCCUGAAGGUUCAUUCCUGCUGCUACUUACAGGGGAAGUUCAGAGGGACAGCGCAUAUGAGCUCCUAAAUGUGCGUCCCUGCGGUUUCAAGCCUCAGCACUCAAAUAAACUGGGAAAUGAAUUCCGGCUGUUCACAAAUUAUGAUCCUGUGGACAGACUUGGCGGUUGGGAGCAAAAUUAAGUCUUGGUGCCUAGGGAGGGUGGAUUCAUGCUUGCUUUGACAGUUCCUACAUUUUUGUUUGUAGCUCACUGAAGCAAUAACGUCAGUAGGAAUUUCUGCAAUGUUUUACUGAA